AUGCACCCCAAAGUUUUGCUUAGACAAUUACCGCAGGCACCGUAUCGCUCAUGCCUUGUUUUAAUCCGGACAUGCACGGAUAUUUACCACACAAACACACAUUCGCUCUACCAGUUUACGGUUACUGUAGACAACUCCUUCUCCCUCUUCUCUCUCUCUUCCCUUUCUCUUGGUUGCCAGCUAGUCUCUACAUUAGCUUCAAAGGUGUGCAAUCAUGGUGUACCUGUGUCUAUUGACGAGGAACACUACUUCUUAUCCUUCUCUGUGGAUGAGGUUUUAUUCUGUCAGGAGAAGGAAGCGAGGGCGAGGGCGAGGGCAAGGGCAAAGAAAAAUGGCUCGCCUCAACCAAGUGUCUCUCUUCCUGGCCGUCCUGCUGUUGGUCUUCAAGACAGCUAAUGCCAGUUACGCAUACUGCAUCGGCCUCCACUUCGACAACGACAUCCUUUACUCAACCAAGGCUUCCUUUUCUCUUUGGGACGACGCAGGCGAUAAUGCCGCCCAGUACCGAACCAUUUAUUCCGCCUCCAAGACUACCUUGCAGAACAACGGCUGGACUCUUAAUCUCGGUAUCAACCAGGGAAAUAUUAUGACUUCACUGAUGAUUUCUUCUAACAAGUACAGCGGUCUUCCCAGCUCGGCCUAUUACGAGAGCCUUUGCUCCAAUGGGUACACCAACUUCUACUAUGGCUGCUUUGAAGACGGCAACAGUAAUUGGUGCGUCAACAAUGAAGAAUGGCACAAAAACGAUUGCAGCUCGAACCUCAAUUUCGGUUCUAUUCCCUAUAGCUGCUAGUCUCCUUUCACUUUGCCUCUACUCCCGCCUCUUCCUCAUAUCUCCCUGUAACGUGAAAAGUAUUCGUCUCGUUCCUCUUCUUUCAUCACGUAAAAUAAAGUUUUUGAAAAGUCAUACUCGGUAAAGUGGGUUCUAUCUAACAUCUUCGGUAGACACACUAGUCGUCAGUUAUUAAGUAGAGGAUUUUUUGAGUCUCUCACUUACUCACUACUCCAGCCAACUCCCUGCGGAUGCAGUU
Gamsiella multidivaricata is the source of this 1031-nucleotide messenger RNA. RefSeq lists its product as uncharacterized. Lineage: Eukaryota; Fungi; Mortierellomycota; Mortierellomycetes; Mortierellales; Mortierellaceae. The transcript is spliced from 2 exons. The record is from RefSeq and is a predicted model, not a curated record. The coding region runs from base 215 to 793 and encodes 192 amino acids.